UGUGUGUAUCGUCGAACCACCAAGAAACCAACCAGACAAUGUGAAUGAAAAGAAAGAAGUGAAAUUUCUGAUUAUUGAUCAAAUCAAUGAUUAUUGCUUGGUCGAUCACUCCUCUCUUUCUGCUUAUAUGUGUAAAUUAUUUUCAACUUUUAAAGUAGAGAAAGAUUAUCUUGUCCUAAGUUUAAUCGGGUUCAUUUGGAGCCUGUUUUUCUCGUUCCAAAAAUAAGUAGGGAAUUUCACAAAAUUCAAACUUUUAAAAAGUGCUGCUCAAAAUUUCAAAUAAAAUAGACCAUAUUUUAAACUAAAAAUUUUUUGAAAUUAAAAAAAAAAUAAAAUCAAACAACUCAUCCACAUUUAGUCGAUUUGAUUUUUUCAAUUUUCAAAUUGCUAUGAAUUCAUCCGGAGCAUCGGUAGUUGUACCGCGAAAUUUUCGCCUCUUGGAAGAAUUGGAACAAGGACAAAAAGGUGUUGGUGAUGGGACCAUUUCCUGGGGUCUUGAAGACGAUUCUGAUAUGACUUUAACAUAUUGGACCGGUAUGAUAAUUGGACCACCAAGAACGCCAUAUGAAAAUCGAAUUUAUAGCCUAAAAGUUGAAUGUGGUUCAAAUUAUCCGGAAGAACCACCAAACGUUCGUUUUAUAUCGAAAAUUAAGAUGAACGGUGUCAAUGAUUCCAGUGGAGCUGUCGAUCGUCGUGCCAUAUCAGUGUUGAAUCGAUGGCAACGUAACUAUUCAAUCAAGACCAUUUUGCAAGAGCUUCGACGAGCAAUGACAUUGAAGGAGAAUAUGAAACUUAAUCAACCACCUGAGGGAACAACAUUCUGAAAAAAUUAUACUAAAGUAAUCCAACCGAUCGAUCUAAUUAAUGAAUGAACGAUCCGUGCCCCAUCCAUCCAUUCAUCCAUACCUUUGCAUUCACAUGCAAAUUGUAUGUCGAUCUGUUUACGUACGAAGGUGUGUUGAUUUUGAUUGUACGAUUCUCUACCAACUUAUUAUUUAACAAACCAAUCAGCAAACAAACAGAUGUCUUUGGUGCCUAGGAUUUUCUCAUCAUCAUCAUCAUCAUCAUCAUAUGAUCAUUUCCAUCGCAAUCUCAGCUUUGUCGUUUUUUCCAUCUAUUCAUUGUCAUUCAUUAUUCAUUUGUCAUUACACUUCCCAAUCCCCAAUCAUCUAUCUUGAUAAUAAAACCCCUACUUCCUAUUUUCUUCACGAAGAAACACAAAAAAAACACUGGAAGCAAAGGUCAACAAAAACAAAAUUGUUACAAUUUUUUCUCCCUUUUUUCCACAAAAAUUAUCUCCUUUCACAUUUAUACAUCUUGCCUGAAAACACACAUACACACCUAAUCCGACAAUUUAAAAUAUGUUGAUUUCAAAUUUUUGCUGUUGAAAUAAUGUCGCAUAUUUUUAAUUUUUUUUUCUAUUCAAAAAUUUUUUCUCUUUGUUUCGUUUUUCACGAUAUAAUAAUAUCGAAGUAACAUUUACUGCUUCGAUUCUUAUUCCAGAUUGAUGUUCAAUUCUUUCUUUUUUUUUAUUUGAGUUUUUUCCACUUUGCGAUAAUCGCAUCAAUAUCAUCACAAUGUUCAUUACAAUUAGCAAACAACAAGCAUCAGCAGCAAUAUAUGGAAAACAAGCAUAUACUACAUUAAUAGUUGUUCUUUUUUUUGAACAAUUGAUCCAUUAUCUAUUAUUAUUAUUAUUAUUAUGAUCUAUGAUAAUAUUUGCAACUAAUUAUUUUCCAUUAUUAUACAUGAAUAAUGUUUUUUCUAAAUUAUUUUUAAA
Messenger RNA from Dermatophagoides farinae (American house dust mite), 1780 nucleotides. RefSeq names its product Ubiquitin-conjugating enzyme variant 1A (gene Uev1A). The record is from RefSeq and is a predicted model, not a curated record. NCBI's taxonomy places the organism in Eukaryota, Metazoa, Arthropoda, Arachnida, Sarcoptiformes, Pyroglyphidae.